UGUGUCUUCACAAGUCUAUUUAUUUAGCUUUUUAAUCACAAUUAACUGAUUUGUUUACAUCGCUAAACAAAAAGACAUCCAAGAAAUGGCUCAUAAGAAGGUUUCACAGUUUCUGUUACUUUUAAUUAGUUUAAUUGCUGUAAAAUGUUCAUCGAAUGAGGUUAAUCGCAAGUUUGAAAUAGAUAAUGAAAACAAUUGUUUCCUCAAAGAUGGCGAACCCUUCCGUUAUGUGGCUGGUUGUCUUCACUACUUCCGGGUUCCUCAUCAGUAUUGGUCAGAUCGUUUGACCAAAAUGCGAGCUGCAGGUUUAAACGCUGUUCAAACAUACAUUGAGUGGUCAUCUCAUGAGCCACAAGAAGGUGUUUACAACUUCGAGGGAGAUCUUAACAUAGCCAAUUUCUUUGAGGCCGCAAAAGCCGCUGAUUUACUCGUUGUCUUGAGAAUGGGGCCUUAUGUUUGCGCUGAAAGAGAUUUGGGUGGACUUCCUUAUUGGCUGUUACAAUAUAAUGUUAAACUGAGAAGCAAUAACGACAUUUACAUGAACUAUGUAACUAAAUGGUUCAAUGUUUUACUGCCAAUUAUUGAGCCUUAUCUGUACAAAAACGGUGGACCAAUUAUCUCAAUUCAAAUCGAAAACGAAUAUGGUGCUUUUGGUACUUGCGACUUUGUUUACACAUCCCGACUUCGUGAUAUGGUUCAUUCAGCUUUGGGUAAAGAUGUGAUCUUAUUUACUACUGACCAACCCAAUCAUGAUGGACUUCGAUGUGCUCUCAUUGAUCAAACAUUGGCUACCAUUGAUUUCGGUACUGGUCAAGAUCCAGCUUAUGUAUUUGGUAUUCUAAGAGCUCAUCGAGCUUCUGGACCUCUCGUCAAUUCUGAAUUUUAUCCUGGUUGGUUGGACCAUUGGGGAGAAAAACAUCAAAAAGUAUCGACCAGUGAUGUCACUUACUGGUUGGAUAAAAUUCUGGCCUACAAUGCGUCGGUUGCUUUCUACAUGUUCCAUGGAGGUACUUCUUUCGGUUUCAUGUCCGGAGCGAACAGCGGCUCUGGCCAGUAUUCGCCACAAAUAACAAGCUAUGAUUAUGACGCUCCUUUGAAUGAGGCCGGAGACACAACCGACAAAUAUGAUGCAAUUAAAAAAGUCGUUGAAAAGUACUUACCAGUUCCUGGAUUGAAGAUCAAGCGACAAAGCGAUAAAAUGAGCUUCGGUCCAAUCACUUUAGAACUUAAUGCUUCUUUCCCUCAAUUAUUCAACAAGGCAACAUGGAAAUCGAAAACAGCUUCAGAUCCUCAAGCAUUCGAAUACCUUGGUGCUCGAAAUGGUCUCGUUCUUUACUCAAACAAACUCGAUUUUAAACCAACUAGUCCAUCGUCUCUUUCUUUCGACAACUUGAGAGAUCGAGCUUAUAUUUAUGUCGACAAGGUCUACCAAGGUUACAUCGGAAGACAAGAAAAGGCUUUGGUUAUCCCGAUAAGAGCUCAAAAAGGUUCAGUUGUUGAAAUUCUGGUUGAAAAUCAGGGUAGAAUCAACUAUGACCAGGAAAUGUCUGAACACAAGGGUAUUUUCGGUAAUGUUUAUCUUGGUUCGAAGACUUUAAAAAACUGGGACCAUAUUUAUCUUGAUGAUUGGGAAGAUUUUGUCACCAAAGGUCAUUAUCUUCAAGUGAAUGGUUCAUUAAGUGACGUCAAGAAGAACGGACAGUCUUUGACCCCUGCCGUUCUCAAAGGUCAGUUCACUUUACCUGCCGGAACACAACCUGCUGACACUUUUCUUAAUCCAAGUAACUUGACCAAAGGCUUCGUUUACCUUAACGGUAAAUGUCUUGGACGAUAUUGGCCUAACAACGGACCACAAAUUACUCUCUACGUACCUGGUGUUUGGAUUAACGCUUAUCCUCAAUCAAAUGAAUUAGUUUUUGUUGAACUUGAACCAACUUCUUGUUUGAAUGAUGGCAAAUGUACAAUCAAGUUUGAUGAUAUUCCUCAAAUUGACUCACCAGUUCCUGAAAACUAAUUACAAUUUAAUCAAUCACUCAUUGUACUAUUAAUUAAUAAUUAAACUCAUAACAGUCUUAAUGUAUUAAAUCAAAUACAAGAAGAAAAUCAAAA
Molecule: messenger RNA, 2109 nt
Organism: Panonychus citri (citrus red mite)
Lineage: Eukaryota; Metazoa; Arthropoda; Arachnida; Trombidiformes; Tetranychidae
Product: beta-galactosidase-like
Exons: 7
Coding region: 86-2014 (642 amino acids)
Biological process (GO): carbohydrate metabolic process
Cellular component (GO): vacuole
Molecular function (GO): beta-galactosidase activity
Source: RefSeq, a predicted model, not a curated record